Atta colombica is the source of this 846-nucleotide messenger RNA. Its product is annotated as UPF0193 protein EVG1 homolog. Bases 1 to 846 code for a protein of 281 amino acids. The record is from RefSeq and is a predicted model, not a curated record. NCBI's taxonomy places the organism in Eukaryota, Metazoa, Arthropoda, Insecta, Hymenoptera, Formicidae. The transcript is spliced from 5 exons.
AUGGUAGAUUACGAGGCCAAGAGGGAUGAAUGCGUAAUUGUCGCUUUGGCGAGCCGCAAGGACCGCAGGAUCGUGACAGUUCGUGACAGUUGUGCAAUUAGCGUGAUUUCGCGCGUGCUCUCGAGGAUUCGCAAUUUCGAAACCGAAAUGGAACGAAAAUAUCAGAGGGUUGGUUUGGGGGUGGGCGCAUUUCACAAUCCUCCAAGGGCGAAAUAUAGCGAGGAAACAAAGAAUCUCAUUAAGCUGUUAAUGGAGGAAUCCAAGUUAUCAAUGAUGCAAAGAAAAAUGAUUCAGGAGGCGGUAGACAAGGGCGAGUCCUUACCACCUUCCAUCGACAAAACGAAAAAAACGAAAGCUAAAGUCGAAAAUUAUCAAGUUAAAUUUCCUAAUGCUUGGAGGAGGCGUUCACAGGAUACGAUUAUAAGCAGCGGUGCUUACGAGAGAGAACAAUACAGGAGAACAGCGCCUUUACCCAAUAAGGAGAAACAAAAGCGUCACUUGGCAUGUAUGAUGGCUUUUGGAAAGGACAUGCCGGAGACUCCUCACGGUCCUAAGAUUCUUCACAGGGCUAAACGGGAGCCAGAAAUACCUGAGAACGCGGAUUUUCUAAACGAUUUGGCGCAAGGGAUUCGCGAAAGAAUAGAUUUCUUGAACGAUAUGGAGAAUCUCGGAAUGGGGAAGAAAUAUCGACCUAUAAUACAGCAGGAGAUAGCGCAGAAAAUACGGCUAAUGGAGUCGCUGGACAAUCAAACGUCCGAUCAGUUACGAAAAGAAGAAUUUUAUGAAGUUAAGGACGAAAGACCGUCGUCAAAAUUAUUUCCAUUGACUGAACCGGGACAGAAUUGA